This is a messenger RNA of Ichthyophthirius multifiliis, 974 nucleotides long. Its product is annotated as spfh domain band 7 family protein. The transcript is spliced from 2 exons. NCBI's taxonomy places the organism in Eukaryota, Ciliophora, Oligohymenophorea, Hymenostomatida. Gene Ontology annotation, cellular component: plasma membrane. The record is from RefSeq and is a predicted model, not a curated record.
AUGGGCGAUAAACCUUUACACUUAGAUAUUCCUCAAAACAUGGAAAUAGAUUCUGAUAUGUCUUGUUAUGCGAAAUAUCAAUAAAAAUUAGGUGAUUUUUGUGGUUUUUUCCGCACAUGGAUUCCAUGUUUAUUUUGCUGUUGCCUAGAUUAUCCAUAUUAAUAAAUUUAGCAAUCAUCUAACGGUAUAUUAUCAAGAUUUGGAAAAUACGUAAAAACAUUAAAUGCCGGAUUGCAUUAUGUAAAUCCCUGUACUGAUACAUUAUAAUCAAUAGAUAUGCGUCUAUAAGUUAUAGAUUUGAAUAAAUAAUCUAUUUUAACAAAGGAUAAUGUUAUUGUUGCUAUUGAUGCUGCUGUUUAUUACAGAAUUGUUGAACCAAGACUUUCUACUUUUAGAGUAGAAAAUAUUGUAUUAGCCAUAUCUUAAUUAACUUAUUCGAUUUUGAAAAAUACUUGCGGGAAGUUUAUCUUAUAAGAUUUAUUUGAAAAAAGAGCUGAAAUAGCUACUGAUUUAAGAGAAUAAAUUGAUAAAUAUACAGAUGAUUGGGGAGUUCAUAUAGAUAAUAUUUAUAUGAAAGAUAUAUAAUUAAAUGAAGAUUUAUAAUAAAGUCUAUCAUCAGCAGCGAGAGAAAGAAGACAAGCAGAAAGUAAACUUAUUUUGGCAAAAGCUGAUGUUGAAGCAGCUAAAUUAAUGAAAUAGGCUUCUGAUUAAUUAAACAGUAAAGCAGCUAUGCAAAUCAGAUAUUUGGAGACUAUUAAAACUAUUUCAUAGCAUGGAGCUAGAGUAAUAUUCUUACCUUAAGAUAGUGAUGCUGAAAGAUAAAGACAUAGAAUUACUUAAGGAUUAAUUGCAUGAAUGAAAUUAUAGUUUUCUUUUCAUACUUAAAUUUUAUUAAUAUCAUUAUUAAUUAUUAUUGUUAUUAUUUUAUUUUUUACUUACACUGAUAAUAUAAUUAAGAAUAUUUUUGUUAUACA